AUGGCUCGAACAAAGAAAACAGCAAGAAAAGUUGAUUUUUCUGCUACAACUCCGCUGAGUAAAAAGCAGGCUCGACAUUUAGCUGUGAUUGCUGUUUCUGCUUCUCAAGAUCCGACCAAAUUCGAAGGCAUUCCCUUUGGUGGAUACGGCGUUGUGUGCGACAACAAGGGAAUCCCGAAUGUCUCUGGCAGUCUAUUUGGCACUUUUGCAAACUCCCUGUGUAUUGAGCUGGAGGCAAAUCUAUUUGAAGUAACUGCUGGCACUGAACUGGCCAAGGCAUAUGAUGAACAAGAGAUGCAACAACUGAAUGAGCAUGCCAGCCUAAUGCAAGGCGCUAGCAGUACCUCAUAUCUACAACAACAACAACAACAAUCGACUUCUUCCAACACAUAUUUGCAACAGCAACUGCUAGUACCCUCUGAUAUGCAAUUACAGCAACUGUUAUCACAGCUACCACAAUCACAGCAACGAGAAUCACCUUCUUCAGAUAUGCAGCCAUAUCCUACUACCACAUAUGUACAAACAACAGUCUCCUCCGUAACACGCGGACCUGCUUCAGUUCAGGCUGAUGUAAAACCAUCAGAUGCUCAUGCCAAUCCUGACGUUCAUCAAACGAACAACAACAACAACAACAACAGCAACGAUAUCACCAUUAUUAGCGACGAUGACGAUGACGAUGGUGACGAAAUCUAUGUGGAUGCUGUCGAUUAUACCGGCUGGACCGACUUGGAAAGAAAGCGGCCGCAAAUCCGUACCUUGGAAACAAUGAAUAAGUGGAUUACUGAUAUUUUUCGUGGUUUUAAUCAAUGA
This is a messenger RNA of Zychaea mexicana, 810 nucleotides long. RefSeq lists its product as uncharacterized. The record is from RefSeq and is a predicted model, not a curated record. The coding region runs from base 1 to 810 and encodes 269 amino acids. The transcript has 6 exons. Lineage: Eukaryota; Fungi; Mucoromycota; Mucoromycetes; Mucorales; Lichtheimiaceae.